Molecule: messenger RNA, 2109 nt
Organism: Diospyros lotus (date-plum)
Lineage: Eukaryota; Viridiplantae; Streptophyta; Magnoliopsida; Ericales; Ebenaceae
Exons: 3
Coding region: 1-2109 (702 amino acids)
Molecular function (GO): RNA-DNA hybrid ribonuclease activity; nucleic acid binding
Source: RefSeq, a predicted model, not a curated record
AUGAGAGCUGCCAUCUCUCCAGGGUAUUUGUUGAUGAAAUUCCCCACUCCUCAUGGGGUCGGACAAGUAAGGGGUAAUCAGAAACAAGCCAGGGUAUGUUAUGUGAGCUCCACGCGGGGUGCAACGAAAAAAGGAAAAGCGUUGACUGAAGAGACCUUGUUGAUUGGCGAGCAAACUCUCGAGGCCAACAAACCUCAGCCGGUAGAGUCGCUUGAAGCAAUCCCUCUAAAUCCUGGCGAUGAAGGCCGGCAAGUACGCGUGGGAAGUCAACUAGCGAGUCAAGAGAAAGUAGAAAUUAUCAAAUGUUUGCGCUCUUAUGCAGACAUAUUCGCCUGGACGCCACCCGACAUGCCUGGGAUUAGCCCAGACAUUAUGACCCAUUGCCUGAAUGUGCAAUCAGAAGUUCGGUCAGUCAAGCAGAAGAAAAGACACGUCGCCCCAAAAAGACUGAGACAUAUGGAGGAAGAAGUGGACAAGCUCUUGGAAGCAGGAUUUACCAGGGAGGUUCAAUACCCCGAAUGGCUGGCAAAUGUUGUAAUGGUACCAAAGGCCAACGGAAAAUGGCCGAUGUGCAUUGACUUUACCAAUUUGAACAAGGCCUGCCCUAAAGAUUCCUACCCGCUCCCCCUGAAUAGACAGGCUGGUAAUGCCCUUCGGCUUAAAGAAUGCAGGGGUCAUAUAUCAAAGGAUGGUCAACAAAAUGUUGAAAGAAUUAUUAGGGGGGUGAUGGAGGCAUACGUGGACGACAUGAUAGUGAAGAGCAGGCAAGGUGAGUCUCAUUCCAGUCAACUUGAGAAAGUCUUCGCGAUAUUUAGAAAAAAUAACAUGCGCCUGAACCCGGAUAAAUGUACGUUCGGAGUAAAGUCGGGAAAAUUUCUUGGAUAUAUGAUCACUCAUAGAGGGAUAGAGGCCAACCCUGAAAAAGUGCAAGUGGUAAUUGACAUGCAGUCCCCAUCAUCUGUAAAAGAAGUUCAGAGAUUGAACGAUCGAUUGACGGCCUUGGGCAGAUUCCUCUCCAAGCAAGUUGAGCACAGCCUCCCUUUCUGCAAAGCUUUAAAGAGAGGCAAGAGCUUUCAGUGGACUCCUGAGUGCGAAAAAGCUUUCCAAGAGUUAAAAGCAUAUCUAAAGGAGAUUCCUCUAUUGACACGGCCGGAAGUCGGAGAAAAAUUAUGCCUAUACCUUGGGAUCAGCCAUCAGGCGAUUCUACAAAGGCCAGAGUGUUCAGGAAGACUGACUAAGUGGGCAGUUGAGCUCAGCGAAUACGAUAUCAGCUUCGAGCCUAGGAAGGCAAUAAAAGGGCAAGCGUUGGCGAACUUCAUAGUGGAGUGCACUCACUCACAUGCGGCAGAAAAAGCUUGCCCAGAAGCAUGGAUGUUGUUUGUGGACGGGGCAUCUAACGCCAAAGGAAGUGGGACGGGGGUUGUAUUAAUCUCCCCCGAAAAAGAGAUGUUGGAGUACUCCCUACACUUCAUCUUCCCUAGCUCGAACAAUACAACGGAAUAUGAAGCAUUGUUAGCUGGAAUGAAGUUGGCAGAAAAAUUGGAGGCGAAAAACUUGACGGCCCAUAGCGACUCGCAAUUAGUGGUACAACAGUUCCAAGGCACUUUUGAAGUAAAGGAACCACUAUUGGCCCGUUAUUUACAGAAGGUGAAGGAGCUCGCUCCUAGAUUCGAACGCUUUGAACUCAUACAGAUCAAUAGGUCUCUUAACCAGCACGCUGACGCACUGUCCAAACUGGCCUCCGCUCGAGACACCUCCGGACAAUUGAUUCACAUGGAGGUCCUACAACGACCGAGUGUGGAAACAAGUGAAGAGGGUGUUCAUUGCGUUGAUAUAGUUGACGAUUGGAGAACGCCGAUACUGAAAUAUCUGCUUAAUCAGGAGCUUCCAGUGGCGCCCUCGGAGGCAAGAAGGCUGAAGACCAAGGCAGCCCGCUUUACAAUCAUCGGCCAAGAGCUGUAUAAGAGAGGGUAUUCAGUACCGUUACUCAAGUGCUUGGGGACAUGGGAGGCAGAUCAGGCCCUGGAAGAAGUUCACGAGGGAGACUGCGGUGAGCAUCUCGGUGCCAGAGCGUUGGCUGGGAAAGUCCUACGAGCAGGUUUCUUUUAG